CAACUCAGUCUCCUCCCCCCACUCCUCCUCCCUUCCUUGCCUCUCCCUCUGCUCACCCCUCUCCCUCGGGUUUAUUGUUGGGGAGGGAGGGGGUUGCUGUGUUGCUGAGAUGCCGCUGUUCCCGGGGUGGGGCAGGCGCUCAGAAAGGAGCCGGAGCUGGGAAACCGAGAGCAGGGAGUGGACAGCCAGGGCGGAGCGGAGCGGAGCGGCGGGGGAAUGAGUGAACUGACAUCGGCUUUCCGCAGGAGCUUCAGGCGCCUGACCUGGCAUGGACAGAGCCGGAACAGGAGCAGGAGCCUCGGGGCAAGGACACCCCAGAGCACCGAGAGAGCAGGUAUCGAGAGGAGCGUUUCAGUUGAAGAAAAGAAACUGGAGCAAGACUCGGCCCGAUAUCCAGUACAAUUCUUCUUUGAAUACCUAGUGGUUGUUUCUCUGAAGAGCUCUGGAGCAACAUAUGAGCCACAGAUAGCCUACCAGUUUCCAAAGAGGGAGAAUCUGAUUCGUUCACAGAGGGAGGAGGAGGAAAGCUUACUGAAGGCGAUUCCACUGUUUUGUUUUCCAGAUGGCAACACCUGGGCGCCACUCACUGAAUACGAGAGUGAAACCUUCUCCUUUGUCCUGACUAACGUUCAUGGCAGCAGGAAGUUUGGAUAUUGCCGACGCCUCUUGCCACGUGGAGGUGGGCCAAGACUCCCAGAGGUUUUCUGCAUCAUCAGCUGCCUGGGCUGUUUCGGUCUGUUCUCAAAGAUCCUGGACGAGGUUGAGAAGAGGAGGCAGAUCUCCAUGGCGAUGAUUUACCCCUUCAUGCAGGGGCUGCGGGAAGCAGCAUUUCCAGCUCCAGGCAAAACUGUCUCCAUCAAAAGCUUCAUCCCUGAAUCAGGAACAGAGAUCAUCAACCUGACCCGCCCCUCGGACUCCCGCCUUGAACAUGUCAACUUCUCCUCACUCUUCAAUAACUUAUCGGAAGAAAAUGUCAUUGCAGUUUUUGCCUCGUUGUUGCUGGAGAGACGAGUGAUAUUCCUGGCCGAGGAGCUCAGCACCCUGUCUCAGUGUAUCCAUGCUGUAGCUGCCCUUCUGUACCCAUUCACUUGGCAGCACACCUACAUCCCAGUGCUGCCCAAGGUCAUGCUCGACACAGUGUGCUCUCCAACCCCCUUCGUCGUGGGAGUACAGAGACAGUUUCGGGAAGAGCUGAACGAACUGCCAAUUGAAGAGUGUUUAAUGGUGGACUUACAGCCGGGAGUGUUCUUGCAAAAAGUUGGUGAUGAGCAUGAUAUUCUGCCCCACAAGUUGUACAAGGAGCUUCUGAACUCUCUGCAAAGCCAGAGAAAGACUUGUCAGUCCAGCCAGGAGCUAAAUGACAUGGUGACAAACGCCUUUGUGCUGUUCUUUGUUAAAGUCGCCGGACAUUACUCUGAUCACCUGAAGCGAAGCCGGAAUGAAACUACAUUUCAAGAGCGGCCAUUCCGCAAGUCUGUCCCCUCCAAAUCUAUCCGCAGGUUCCUCAAGAGCUUCAUGGCGACGCAGAUGUUCUCACUGUUUGUCCAGGAGUUAGAGGGUCCUUUUUGCUCUCAGGAAGGGUUUUUUGAAAAGAAGAUAAAAGAAUACCGUGAGAACAAAACUAAAGUAAAGUAGGCUACGUUCUAGUAAAGGGAGGAGCUGACGUCAGGAGAACAGUGUAAUACCAACCUGCCACUUCUCACCAAGAAAGACCUAUCAGCACCAGGAGAACACCUCACUUCUUCUUCAGGGUCAAAGGAGGAGGUGGCUACCUCAGCAGCUUGUUUUCAUUGCGAACAACUUAUAAAUUUUGAAUGCUUAUAUUUAAAAGGACUCAUUUCAGAAAGGACUGUUUGGAAAAGGGGAAGUGAUACUCUUUGGUUUGAUUGAAAUGUGUGUUUUCCCUCUUAAACUUUUUUUUUGUGUGUGUGAAUGUGGAUUCAAUGCCAGGCAAAGUUUUCAAAGCUGAGGUAAGGAUGAAGGAAGCUGGAACUGCUCGGCCAGUCAGAGCAGUGCUGGUGGAGAAUGGACCCGGGGUUUACUGUUUCUGAUCUGUCAGAACUCCGGAAAGAUUGAAAAGCAAUACCUUUCACUGCAGUGAAAGGGGGAUGCAGCAAGUUCAAAGGUGAGGGUGUCUGAUUGGGUGAAAGCCAGGGGGAUUAAGAGGAAAAGAUUGUAUGAUGCAGUCGCUGAAGACAGUAGUGAAGGAUGUAGAAUCCAACUGGUGAGUGAAUUGCUGCUGCAUGUUGCAGCUAACCUCCCCGGCCUCCAGCUUAUCACAGCUUCGAAUUUGUUGUUCCUGACCCUUUUCUGCUGACUUCAUGAUUCUUGCAUUUUUAUCUUCAAUAUUACUGAGAAACUAUAUCUGGUCAAACCUCUUCAUUUGCACUCACCAGGACAAUUCAUAAAAAAAAAAGGAAAAAUUAAGGAAAAAAGCAGAAAUUAAGCGAAAAGCAAUCUCUAAUUUGAAAAAAGCUUGGCAGUUAACUAUCAGAAAUUAUUAACUGCUGCAUCCUCCAUGGUAACUUUUCUCUCCCAGUCAGAGUCAACUUAUAAAAUCUGUCUUUUUUUCCCUAGCAGUAAUCAAGUCCUAUAUGACUAAACAACAAACUAUCUAUCUUCAGUUGAAAUGGAAGGACAUCGACCUGAAAUGUUAACUCUGUCUUUCUCCACCGAUGCUGCCUGACUUGCUGAGUACUAGUGUUUAUCUUCUGUGAUUGGGUGGGUCACAGUGUAUCUGUCCCCGACCCCUGUCCGUUUCAUUCCAAGCUAUAGGUUGAAGAUCUGGCUGGAGCUUUUGAGUGGGGAAUCAGCUCUGACUCUGAAACCAGGACAGAAGUUGCUGGAAAAGCUCAGCAAGUCUGGCAGCAUCUGUGGAGAGAAAUCAGAGUUAACGUUUCAGGUCUACUGACCCUUCCUGAGAAUUGUUGUAAGGGUCACUGGACCCAAAAUGUGAACGGAUUUCUCUCCACAGAUGCUGCCAGACCGGCUGAGUUUUUCCAGCAAUUUCUGUUUUUGUUUCUGAUUCCCAGUCUGCCACUGUAACAAUCCGAAUCCACUUGUCAACCAAUCACCUGUCACUGAAAAGAUCUCAGAAGCACUGGUUGGCUGGAAGUGGGUCUGUCAACUCCCCUCUACUGCCCCCACGCUGACCUCUCCCCACAUCUAUGCCCCCCUCCCACACUCCAGUCCUGGCUCCUCCACACUGCCUGUAUCUCCGACUGCCCCCUCUUGAUGAGCGAGUGCUGCAUGCCGGAGAUACUGCCUUUUAGCUGAAACUUUAAACCAGAACUUCACCUGCUCCCUACGGAAGCUUCGAUGGACCUAGUUGAAGAUAUGAAUUUCGCACUAAUGUCCUGACCAAGAACGAUCCCAAAGUCAGCAUCCUAAAAAACAGGAUAAUCUGCUGAUUGUUACAUUGCUGUGAAAUGCUUUGGGGAUAGUUAGGAAGGUUACUAUAUAAAUGCACUCCCAUUCCAGGCGGAGAAUGGGGGACAAGUUGGAAUUUCUCAGCCCUGAGUAUGUUUUGUCCAGUUGAAACUUGCCAAAAUUAUACUGGGCCUCGUGAAACCUUUGUUGCUAUGUCUUUUCCAUUGAUGGUUGUGUAAUUAAAGCAGUGCACUGUAAUGUGACAGAGAUAAUCUUUAAUUAUACACUCACUGGGUUAAGUUGCUGUUUCUGAUCCUACUGUGAAGUAUCAACCAGUGUAGAAAAUCAUGUGACAACAUUGGCUGUACAUAAUCUGUUUUGCAUUGGAAAUGGAGAUUUUAAAUAAAAUAAUUUUAAGUCAAAA
Hemiscyllium ocellatum (epaulette shark) is the source of this 3793-nucleotide messenger RNA. Its product is annotated as DENN domain-containing protein 2D-like. The record is from RefSeq and is a predicted model, not a curated record. Bases 217 to 1635 code for a protein of 472 amino acids. Gene Ontology annotation, cellular component: nucleoplasm; cytosol. NCBI's taxonomy places the organism in Eukaryota, Metazoa, Chordata, Chondrichthyes, Orectolobiformes, Hemiscylliidae. The transcript has 13 exons.